Molecule: messenger RNA, 1682 nt
Organism: Nannospalax galili (Upper Galilee mountains blind mole rat)
Lineage: Eukaryota; Metazoa; Chordata; Mammalia; Rodentia; Spalacidae
Gene: Smim48
Exons: 2
Coding region: 280-645 (121 amino acids)
Source: RefSeq, a predicted model, not a curated record
GUCUCGUUUCCAUGGAGACAAACCUCCUUGCCUAGAGCUGGAGGUUGGCGGGCCAGACCUCUGCUACAGGCUAGGGGCGAAAGGAGGAGCCUUGGAGAGGCGCCUGAGCUCCUCGGGGCCUGCGGAGGCCCCCAGCUCCGCUGGCUCCGCCCCCGCUGCACCCACCCACCCUGGGUCGUAGAAAUACUGCUGCAGCCCCGGCCACCGCCCACUGCGCUCGGACCCGGCGGGGACUUGGCCGUACUGUCGCAGCUAACUCGCCUGCCCGCUCACGGUGCCAUGGCUGAGGGUGCCUUUCAACGCAGGCCCUGGGGUCCUGAGCAGAUGCACUCGGAUUCCGACCCCGAGUCCGACGGCCUAUUUGAUAAGCCUCCCCAGGAGGAGCCCUGCGCUGCCCGCGCACCCAAGUCCGCGUCCUCGGCUGGCAAGAAAGCUGGUCGGCGCGCUGGCGGGAAGACUCAGGGGGCCCGCGCUGGGCAGCCCCCUAAGGCCGCCGCGCGCCCCCAGCCCAAGGAGGAGGAGCCUCUCCCGGACGAGGGCUGCUAUCUCGACCACUUCCCGCACCUCUCCAUCUUUAUCUACGCGGCCAUCGCCUUCUCCAUCACCUCCUGCAUCUUCACCUAUAUCCAUUUGCAGCUCGCCUGAGUGGUCAGGGCCGGACGGGGUGGGUGCAGAGCCAGGGGGAGGUUGGGGGAGGGAGGGGAACUGAAAGGCUCAGUCUUUUGUUUUGGAGAGGCGCUGCACACCCCCCCCCCAUGUAGCUUUCGAUGCUGCUUUUCUUCAUUUGUCGCUCUUUGUCUAGCUGUCCAUCAGAAGGUCCAAAGAUGUGCGCAGUGAAAUCGCGGUGCUACUUGCACCAACACAUUGAGUGGUUAGUCCCUAAGGUUUGGAAUUCCUGGAGUGCGAUUGCUCCCCGUUUGUAAUUAAGAUAAUGUUGCUGUACCCUACCACUUUGUGAUGUGCGGGCCGGCUCAGCAAGCCCAGCAUUUUUGUGUUUGUGGAGCGCAGAGCUUGUCCAACCUUCUGCUGCUUAAAGGAUAAACCAGACCCGAACCCGCGGCCUCCCAGAGAGGGUACUGCGGGGGCAGUGGGGGCUCUGGCCAAGAGUGAGCGGGAGCCCUGUGAUGCUGCGUCGCCCCAGGGUGAGCCAGCGGUGCCUCGACUCAGAGUGCACGGAGCUGGCGGACCUGGGAGUGCAGCGGGCAUGGCCGGAGUGCUGGACAAGGUUUUGUUGCUAUCAGGAGGAGCGAGGCCUGUCCACCAGAAAGCUAGGCGCAAGGCGGUUUUUUUGGACUGCGUAAUACAGGAGGCUACAGAUCUCCGGGACGACACAGACUCAGAACUCAUGGGUGCGGCAAAUGAGACUAAGGGUGUUCCUUGGGGGUCUAUACUAGAGAAUUUUGGGUGAUUUCAUUCUGGCCUGGGGCCCAUGUGAAGCUAUGGACGAAGAUGAAGGUCUGAGGAUGGGAAAUGUCAGUAACAAGUGUCCUGCUAGGUAGGGUCUGUCAUCUUAGACUCAUAAAAGCGAAUUCCAGAACCCACCUCUGCAGGUUUUUUGCCUAACCGCUGUUUACUCGUGAAUGUCAACUGUUCAAAUACUGCGCUCCAACCUGCGUAUGCUCUAUGGAAAUGUCUGUAAUUGUGGUAUCUCGGAUGGAAUAAAUCAUUCUUCAGUCUCUAUA